Exophiala viscosa is the source of this 1503-nucleotide messenger RNA. RefSeq names its product RTA1 like protein-domain-containing protein. The transcript has 2 exons. NCBI's taxonomy places the organism in Eukaryota, Fungi, Ascomycota, Eurotiomycetes, Chaetothyriales, Herpotrichiellaceae. Gene Ontology annotation, cellular component: plasma membrane; fungal-type vacuole. The record is from RefSeq and is a predicted model, not a curated record. Bases 214 to 1245 code for a protein of 343 amino acids.
CAGUGUGUCAGGAUUCAUCGGAUGCGUGAAGCAUACGGUAAGUUAGGCCCCGUCCACCUAGCUAAUAUAUUGCAAAGCCACCGCCUAUGGUAAAUUCACUGCGAUCUCUUCGAUCUUCAGCACUUCUUACCUCCACAGCCUGCUUGCUACCAUCCGUUCUGCUUGUCCACCACCUCGUCGACACUCCCAUCACCAUCCCAACCGCUGUCCAAGAUGUCAGCGGGCAACACAACGUAUCUUCCCAUGGACCAGUGCUUCAAUGUCUCGUCUCAAUGUCCCGUUGAAAACACCAUAUACGGCUACUAUCCCUCUGUUGGUGCCAAUUGCUUCUUCGUAGCCUUCUUCUUCAUGGCCGCAGUCAUGCAACUCUACGGAGGCAUCCGCUACAAGACAUGGACGUACCUCAUCGCCAUGUUCCUAGCCUGCAUCGACCAAGGGCUGGGAUACAUCGGACGUGUCAUGCUCCACCAGAAUCCCUACAGCCAAGUCGGCUUCCAGAUUCAAAUCUGUUGCCUGAUCCUAGGGCCUGCAUUCAACUCGGCAGCCAUCUACCUUGUCCUGAAGCAUAUAACACUGUGCUUCGGCCCUGAGUACUCACGCAUCCCACCACGGUGGUACACAUGGAUUUUCAUAGCAGGCGAUCUUUUGUCUCUCGUGAUCCAGGCCAUCGGAGGCGGCAUGGCAGCGACAUCCGAGAACGACAACGCUAGACAAGAACUCGGCGACCACCUCAUGAUGGCGGGUAUUGCCCUGCAAGUCGUGACACUCUUGUUCUUCGGCACUGCUGCUCUCAUGUAUAUCCUUGCCCGGCGCAGGGCGCAGAAUGUGCCAUUGUCCACUGAAGCGCGCAAAUUCCUCAACAGCACACUGUUCAAAUGCUUCGCCGUGGGCUUCACGCUUGCCUUCGCAGCAAUCUUCAUUAGAUGCGUGUACCGUAUUGUCGAGAUGGCCGGUAAGUCGCGAUCUUCCAGCGUCGUUGUCAAGAUACUAACCACCGGUCACAAAGGUGGAUGGGGCAACCCGAUCAUGCAGUCGCAAACCCCCUUCAUCGUGCUCGACGGGUGCAUGGUCACGCUCGCCACCCUGAUGCAAACCAUCUUCCAUCCUGGAUGGUGCUUCCCACGUCUGUCAAGCGCAUAUGUCGCACCCCCUGACCGAUCGUCAUCAAGCGCCCGCCCGACACAAUCUGAGCUUUCCACGAUUGAGACGGACAAGAACGCCCCGGACAGCGCGGAGGAGGUAUGAGCAUGACAAUAGCUCGGGCACCCCGGACAAGACACCAAUUUCAUUCGAUGUGAAAGGCGAUUUCCAAGUCGAUGAAACAGUUAUUUUAGUCGAUACGGACGGCUGCCUCCAGGCUAUCAACGCUAGAUACUCUUCUCGAUAUUAAUGAAGAAAUUCCGAAUCCUAUCGAGCGUUUUGUAGCUUUGCAAAUAAGAAAGGCGCCUAUCACAACGUAGAGAGUAGUUCUGUUGUUAUUAAAGUGUCUACCAGCUUCAAGAC